Messenger RNA from Lathyrus oleraceus (garden pea), 558 nucleotides. RefSeq names its product DNA-directed RNA polymerase subunit beta-like. The record is from RefSeq and is a predicted model, not a curated record. Gene Ontology annotation, biological process: DNA-templated transcription. The transcript is spliced from 2 exons. The coding region runs from base 1 to 558 and encodes 185 amino acids. Gene Ontology annotation, molecular function: DNA-directed RNA polymerase activity; ribonucleoside binding; DNA binding. NCBI's taxonomy places the organism in Eukaryota, Viridiplantae, Streptophyta, Magnoliopsida, Fabales, Fabaceae.
AUGGUGACCUUCAUGAAUGGUUAUAUAAAGUUCAUACUCGCUCCCGAAAUUUUCUUGUCUUUCCUCAAUGAAAAGGAGGAAAAAAAAAUAGGGUCAAAAGAAAAUGCCAUUUUGGAGAUUUAUCGACAAUUUGCUUGUGUAGGCGGAGAUCCCAUAUUUCCUGAAUCUUUAUGUACGGAAUUACAAACAAAAUUUUUUCAACAAAGAUGUGAAUUAGGAGGAAUUGGUCGGCGAAAUAUGAACCUAAGGCUAAAUAUUAAUAUACCUGAGAACAAUACAUUUUUGUUACCGCGAGAUAUAUUGACAGCUGCAGAUCAUUUGAUUCGAAUGAAAUUUGGAAUGGGUACACUUGACGAUAUGAAUCAUUUGAAAAAUAAACGUAUUCGUUCCGUAGCAGAUCUCUUACAAGAUCAAUUUGGAUUGGCUCUCGUUCGUUUAGAACAUAUAAUUAGAGGAACUAUAUGUGGAGCAAUUAGAUCUAAAUUGAGACCGACUCCUCAGAAUUUAGUGACUUCAACGCCAUUAACAACCACUUUCUUGACUACAAAUUCAAUAUAA